Molecule: messenger RNA, 3062 nt
Organism: Pygocentrus nattereri (red-bellied piranha)
Lineage: Eukaryota; Metazoa; Chordata; Actinopteri; Characiformes; Serrasalmidae
Gene: acox3
Product: acyl-CoA oxidase 3, pristanoyl
Exons: 18
Coding region: 88-2217 (709 amino acids)
Biological process (GO): fatty acid beta-oxidation using acyl-CoA oxidase; lipid homeostasis
Cellular component (GO): peroxisome
Molecular function (GO): pristanoyl-CoA oxidase activity; fatty acid binding; FAD binding
Source: RefSeq, a predicted model, not a curated record
GAGGCGGUGUGCUCUGGUUUCAACCGCCAGUUUGACAAAAGAAGAAGAGUUCGCCCAGCUGUUGAAAGCUGCUUGGGAGAAGAGAACAUGACUCUCCCUGAAAUCUCAGGGGCCAAACAUGGCCUGGAUGAGGAAUUGGAUACUCAGGACAUCCCAGACCUCCCCAGUGGUCCUUUAGAUGAGUACAGAAAACAGGCCUCCUUCAACUGGAAGGAAAUGAUGAGGUUCAUGGAGGGUGAGGAAAUAAUUGCUUUUAAGCAGCUUAUUUUUCGGACACUGGAGAACGACCCAUUGUUUGCAAGGCAGCCGGGUGAGGAUGUUCUGGUGGAGAAGAAGAGGGAGCUCACCUUCCGUCGCUGCAAGCAACUAUUUAAGUACAACUUUCUGACACGGGCUGAAAUGAUGCAGAGUCCAUGGAAGGUGACUGUCCUCAAUGACUGUUUGGGCAUGUAUGACUGGUCAGUGGGGGCCAAAUUCUUCCUCAACAAGGCGAUGUUUGGUGGUACAGUGGCUAACUCUGGAUCUCAGAGGCACCUCAAAUUUGUGCAGGACAUUGAGGACAUGAAGACUUUCGGAUGCUUUGCACUGACUGAACUAAGCCAUGGUAGCAACACAAGGGCCAUGAGGACAACAGCCAAGUAUGACCCCAAAACCCAGGAGUUUGUGAUUAACUCUCCAGACUUUGAAGCAGCAAAGUUCUGGGUGGGGAACCUGGGAAAAACUGCUACGCAUGCUGUUGUAUAUGCUCAGCUUUACACGCCUGAUGGAGUCUGCCAUGGUCUACAUUCUUUUGUGGUUCAGGUUAGGGAUCCCAAGACAUUGCUGGCAAUGCCAGGAGUGAUGGUUGGAGACAUGGGAAAGAAACUGGGCCAAAAUGGGCUGGACAAUGGUUUUGCAGUUUUUCACAAUGUCAGGAUCCCUCGGGAAAAUCUGCUCAAUAAAACAGGAGAUGUUACGCCUGAUGGACUAUACGUAACUCCUUUUAAGGACCCUAAUAAGCGUUUUGGGGCCUCUCUGGGUGCGUUGUCUGGGGGUAGAGUGUCCAUAACGAGAAUGGCUGUGGUGAAUUUGAAGUUAGCCUUGAUAGUAGCUGUGCGUUUUUCAGCCACGCGACGUCAGUUUGGGCCCAAAGAGGAUGUGGAGAUACCAAUACUGGAUUACCAGCUCCAGCAAUGGCGCCUUAUUCCAUACUUAGCAGCCAUUUAUGCACUGGACUUCUUCUCCAAAUCCUUCUACAAGAACUUUGUGGAGUUUCAGAUUGGCCUCUUCAUGAAGGAUAACAGUGACAGACAGGCUGAACUUGGUAGAGAGAUCCAUGCUAUCUCGUGCUCCAGCAAGCCUCUGGGUUCGUGGACAGCCCAACGGGGGAUUCAGGAGUGCCGUGAGGCCUGUGGGGGACAUGGAUUUCUGUCCAUGAACCGACUUGGAGACAUCCGUGAUGACAGUGACCCAAACUGCACAUACGAGGGAGAUAACAAUGUCCUGCUUCAACAGACCAGCAACUAUCUACUCAGUUUGCUGCAGCAUAAACAGCAGGCUAAAGGGAGGAUAGAGUCUCCUCUAGAGACAGUGAACUUCCUGGAUGACUGGAAGAGGAUUCUGGAGAGCAGGUUCACGGCUGGCUCAGUGGAGGAGUGCAUGAACUCAGCAGUGCCUCUGGCAGCAUAUAAGUGGCUGGUGUGUUUCCUGCUUGGAGAAAGUCAGAGGAAGUUGACCCAGCAGAAGGCUCUAGGGCUGGGAGAUUUUGAGGCUCGCAGUAACAGCCAGGUAUAUUACUGUCGCUCAUUGGCGAUAGCCUACAUUGAGCAUACAGUUCUGCAGCGCUUCCAUGAUCUGACGGAGGAUGUGGAAACUCCAGCAGGUCUCAGAUCAGUUUUGAGGAGACUCUGUGCUCUGUACGGCCUCUGGACCCUCACCAAUCACAUGGCCAUCCUCUACCAGGGAGGUUACUUAUCUGGUAAGGAGCCAGCAGACUUUAUCCAGAAUGCUGUUCUCGCUCUCUGCGGCCAGCUGAAGGACGAUGCUGUGGCUUUGGUUGACGUGAUUGCACCUCCUGACUUUAUUCUAAACUCACCCAUUGGCAAAGCUGAUGGUGAGCUCUAUAAGAACUUGUGGGCCACAGUCUUGCAGGGCAAGAACGUUCUGGAACGUCCAUCCUGGUGGGCUGAGUUCUGCUCUGACAAACCUAAAGUGGGAUCUCUCAGAGCCAAGCUGUAAUGUACUGGGAAUGCUGACAUUGCCCUUUGGCCACAAGACAUGUCUUCCUGAAAGAUGUGCCUUGGUGCAGAAUCAAAAUGCAGACCAGUUAAAAAAGGGAAAAUUCUCUUCAAUCUUUUAUAGUGUCAUUGGCAUUUAUUACAGAUGAUAUUGGAAAUUCUAAGCUAUAGUAAGAAAGCCCAAGCCUGCAUUGCAUCAGUUCACUAGCAGAUUAAUGAAGUGCUACAGGGAAUUCUUUCGAUUCUUUCAUUGUUGGUGUACCUUCAAGAAAAAUUUAAAUAAAAAAAAAUUUAAUAUAAUUAAAUGUUUAAAUAUAAGCAAUCAAGUGGCUUGACAUUAAAUGCAUCAUUGUAGAGCAACUUACAGAGUCAGAAUUGUGCACUGCGGUGGUGAUAGGACACAGACAUCUGAUGAAUUUAAUGCCUCUUAAAGCUACCUCUUUGAAUAGACAUGGUGUUCAGACAGUCUUGAGCAAAUGUUUUGGCCUACAAUAUAUUUUUGAAAUCCAUGGUGCAGAGGAACAUGCAGGGUGUUGUAAGCCUGUAAGAAAACUUUUAAAAUUUGUACCCAUAUUGACCAUGAUUAAUGUGACAUAUAAAAAAUUUUAAUUGAAAAAUUGUUAAAUGACUUAUUAUAAAACCCACUGUAGGUUGUGUUUUCUCCUAUGAUUAAUUAUAUUAAUUUAAAUGUAUUAUGAUCUACUAAGAUCAUUAUUGUAAUGUUGUGUUUAUUUUAUUUUGAUUUUUGCGCAGUAUUGACACUGUUAGAAACCAAUAUUACAUCAGCAAAUUGUAAUAAAAAUAUGCACUUUUUCAAAUAAAUAAAAACUAAUUAAAAUAAGCAUA